AUGAUAUGUCAGAAUGGUUGGUCGCCCUUACUUGAAGCUUGCGCUCGUGGACAUGUCGGUGUUUCACGUAUUCUACUUCAACACCACGCUAGAAUUGACGUCUUCGACGAAUGUGGCCGUACGGCAUUACAUUUAGCAGCUGCAAAUGGUCAUAUUGAGUUGACAAGAUUGUUGUUGAAAUACAAGGCCUUCGUUAACAGGUUAAUAAGAAAAUAUGGUCUCAAUACAAAUAAACUUUUAAGUAAGGCGAAAAACGGAGAAGCUCCAUUGCAUUUAGCUGCACAGUAUGGACAUGCAAAAUUAGUAGCAAUGCUUGAGCAUGGAGCUAGUCUGGAAGCCAUCACAUUGAACAACCAAACAGCACUCCAUUUUGCUGCCAAAUUUGGACAAUUAAUCGUUGCACAGACACUUUUAGCAUUUGGAGCUAAUCCCAAUGCCAAGGACGAUAAAGGGCAGACCCCGUUACAUUUGGCAGCAGAGGUGCUUUUACUACAAAUUUUUAUAUUUAAUAUUGUCAGAAUGACUAUCCGGACGUGGUUAAAUUGUUUCUGA
Molecule: messenger RNA, 552 nt
Organism: Meloidogyne enterolobii
Lineage: Eukaryota; Metazoa; Nematoda; Chromadorea; Rhabditida; Meloidogynidae
Source: the annotation of a GenBank genome assembly